AUGCACAGCAAGGAAGUUGAAUACUUUGCUAAGCAGGAUCUACAUUUUGAAAAGAUCAUCGCAAAGGGCGGGUAUGGAACGAUCUUUUACGUGUAUAAUAAGCAAUAUUGCAAUCAUUUUGCUCUUAAAAAAAUUCCCAAAGAAUUAUUUAACCAAUCAGAGAUUGACUGUUUACUUCGUCUUGAUGAUGCAAGAAUAGUAAGUCUCUACAAGUAUUAUCAUUUUCAUGAUCAUGUUUACAUGCUUAUGGAAUACUGCCCUUCAGAUCUUCAAAAAAUUAUAAAACAAAAGACUAAAGUUGAUAGAGAAGAAUAUAUCAAAAUAGUUUAUGAUACAAUUGCUGCAGUUAAAGCAUGUCAUGACAGAAAUAUUGCUCAUAGCGACAUAAAACCAUCGAAUUUUAUGAUUGAUCAGUAUGGAAGAGUCAAAAUUGGUGAUUUUGGGUUAUCAGCUAUUUACUCUCAGCAUCCAACUUCUGGAGAUUUUAAAGGUACAAGAUUAUUUAUGGCACCAGAAAUUUUCCAUUAUGAGAAAUACAAUCCGAUGGUAGCAGAUAUAUGGGCUUUAGGCGUUACUCUUUAUUAUUUUGCAACAGAAAAAUAUCCAUUUUUCUGUCAAGAUGUUGAUGGUUUGAUUCAUCGAAUCAAAAGCGGACAGUUUAAUGAAUUACUCGUUCGAGAUGAACAAUUGCGCGAUAUAAUUAAAAGGUGCUUAGAUCCAAACCCAAGAAAUAGACCUACUUGUGCUCAAUUACUCGAUAUGCCAUUUUUCAAGACAGAGCCACAAGGUGAAGAAUUAAAAGAGAAUGUCAAACUCAAUAGACUUGAUGUUUUUACUCGUUCUCAGAACCUUAUUGUUAAACCAAAAAUUAACAAACCGAAGAAUCCAUUAAUGAUUCAAGCAGGUAGGAUUUAUAAGAAUGCAAGUACCCUUCGCCUCCAAAUGAUUAUUCCACCACCUCCACCAGACUCAAUAUAA
Molecule: messenger RNA, 978 nt
Organism: Trichomonas vaginalis G3
Lineage: Eukaryota; Parabasalia; Trichomonadida; Trichomonadidae
Product: protein serine/threonine kinase protein
Exons: 1
Coding region: 1-978 (325 amino acids)
Biological process (GO): protein phosphorylation
Molecular function (GO): ATP binding; protein kinase activity
Source: RefSeq, a predicted model, not a curated record